Molecule: messenger RNA, 2236 nt
Organism: Penaeus vannamei (Pacific white shrimp)
Lineage: Eukaryota; Metazoa; Arthropoda; Malacostraca; Decapoda; Penaeidae
Product: dentin sialophosphoprotein
Source: RefSeq, a predicted model, not a curated record
UGAUGCGACCCGCGCCAAAUAAGUUCAAUUUUUGUGAAGGGGAGUCUGAUUUUAUGUGAAUUUCAAGCUCCGUUUUUCAGCUCGAGACUUGACAGUGCUUAUAACUCUUCGCUAUGAGUACCUGCGAGGAUUCAGCCCUCCUUGCAAACUCCCAGGAAGAGGAUGCUGAUCAGACACUGGUCUCUGCGGACGGCAUCUCUGCAGGGACGUCAGGGGCUUGGGAUUCUGCAGACUCAUCUGCCCCAGACCUCUCCAGCAAAUCUGACAUAAGCAACAGCAAUAAAUCUGACACAGGAGACAGCAACAAGAAGUCGGACAUUAGCAACGGCAAUAACAAAUCAGACUUGGCCAAUAGCAAUCAGUCGCGUGAAAGCAACAGCAACAAGUCCAACAUAAGUAACGGGAACAGCAAGUCAGACCUCAGCAGCAGCAGUAAGUCGGAUGUAAACAACAGCAAAAAGCCAAACGUGAAUGCUGUUAACAAGCUGGGGAGCGGCAGCUUAGCCAAGAAGAAAGAUGCCACCAGUGUGAGCAACGAGAGGGUCAAGAAGAAACCCCCUAUGCGAGUGGUUCAAUCCCGCUUCAAGGCUGCAGCUGCGGCAAAGAACAACAGUGGGAACAGCAGCAACGGCAGCAGGAAUGGGUCAAACAACAGCAGCAGUCUCAACAGUCCUGGUAGUAGGAACAACUGUCUGAACACCACCCUUGUUGGUGGGUCCUCAACCAAUGUUGCCGGGAACAAGGGACCCACCAAAGGGAGACCAGUCAGAGCAUCCAUGGCACCAGCAGCAAGUGGGCCGAUCAGCCGCUCAACAGUAAACAUAGCAAAGGCAGGAGUCUUGCCCAGCCGUGCCACAAAUAAGUCUAGUCCACGUACGCAGGUCAGCCAGUCAGCAACUAAUCUUGCAAGCCAAGGGUCCACAGGAAUAACGAGGCCUUCAAAGCCCAUGGCUGCACGAGCUAACAAACACAAGCUGCAUUCCACAGUCCUCAAUGCCACAGUUCUCGCGGAUAAGACGCACAAGGAAGGAUCUGAUAAUGUUUUUAGCACAACACUGGUAGGUGGCAUGGCACCAGGUGGUCGUAACCUAGAUUUGACAUGCGCCACCUUGCCUGAGCUCCCUGACAUAUCUGCCAUUAGACUGGACAGUGUGGGCAGCGAGAACAGAAGUGGUGACACUACUGUUUUGUCGUCUAUCAGCGAGAAAGACUCCACUCAAGACAGUAAUAACUGCAGUAUACACGAAGUAACAGCAGAAGAACUGGAGUUGGAGUACCUGCGUUACAUGGAAUGGGCACAAGUGAAUCUCUGCAGCAAGAAUGUUUUCCUAGACCGGAUCAAGGAAGCUGAGACACAAAUAAUGUUCUUGGAGGUGCUGAUCAGUGAGAAACAGAAUGAGCUGAGUGAGCGCAGGCAGAUGACCGAAUUAGUUGCUCACCUCCAGCACGUCACAGAGGCCAGUCAGAGCCAGACAGAGUUACUUCAGAAUCUCAUCGAUGCCCUUCCAGCCAGUGAGGAAAGCAUGCAAACAAUGAGCAGAGACUUAGAAAAAUCUCUACACCAGGUUAAGGUGGAUAACCUCUAUGUACCCGAGAACCACAAACAGUACAGAGAUCACCUGUCAGAUGCCUUGACCGACCAAGUUUCCCUUUUGAGAAACUUGGAGAGCCUGUUAGAGACCCGCUCUAACCACCUUCAGUCAACCAUCAAUCUUCUGGGAGAUUUACAAAUUACAACAAAUCGCAUACAACAAUGUGAGAAUGAAGUCCACAAGGCCGCCAGACUGUCAGUCCAGGAAGCAUCACUGCAGAUCGGCGCGAAACAGACCCAAGGAAAAGGAACUUUAUCCCAUGAUGAGGAUAGCUUCAACUUGGUGAUUUCUGCUUAACAACCAAAACCCAUUAACAGAACUAGAUGUCAUGUCAAAAAAUCAGUUAGGGUGGUUAAGAAGGAGGAAUUCAGCCAUCAUUGUUGGUUAUGUACUCAUGUGUAUUGUUGUUGUCUUCUUCGUUUUCUGUUUCUUUUUAAUGUGAGGUGAUGCAUAACUGUUGCUGCUUUUAGAUGUGGAUGCCUUGCAUUUGACACAAUUUAAAAUAAUGUUUGUAAGCGCAUAUCUCUAUACAAUAGCUACAACAGAGUGAGUGAUAUCAUGCGAUCAGAUUUUGACCUGGUCUUUGUUAUGCUGAUACAAGAUUUAUCAUCUUGAAAAUAUUAACAGUGGCAGGAAAAUUCAAG